Sphenostylis stenocarpa is the source of this 1449-nucleotide messenger RNA. The record is from the annotation of a GenBank genome assembly. NCBI's taxonomy places the organism in Eukaryota, Viridiplantae, Streptophyta, Magnoliopsida, Fabales, Fabaceae.
AUGGUUGUGGGGAUACCUUUCUUUGUCCUAUUUGCAUCCACUCUGAGUCUAGCUUUCCUACUCUCAAAAUGGUUCUCAAAAAGUCAAACAAAAAAUGUUCCAAAGGGGUCUCUGGGGUACCCUAUCAUCGGAGAGACACUUAGUUUUCUUAAAGCACAGAGACAAGACAAGGGUUCUGAUUGGUUGGCAGAACGGAUAUCUAAGUAUGGUCCUGUCUUCAAAACCUCCUUAAUGGGGUCCCCUACAGUGUUUGCAAUUGGACAAGCAGGAAACAAGUUUAUCCUUGGUUCACCAGAUGAUGUGCUUUCUGCUAAGAAACCCCUCACCCUGCGAAAGAUAUUUGGAAGACAAAGCUUGGUUGAACUUACAGGACCCAGAUACAAGUUAGUCAAGAGGGAGAUGCUGAAAUUCUUGAAACCUGAAUGCCUUCAGAACUAUGUAAAAAAGAUGGAUGAAUUGGUGAAUGCUACAUUACUGAGAGAGUCCACAGAGAAUGAAACAAUGGGAGUUGUGGUCUUCAUGAAGAAACUGUCCUAUGAUAUAGGAUGCCAUAUAUUGUUUGACAUUAAGGAUGAGCACACCAGGGAGGCUAUGUUUGUUGAUUCCACUUUAGCAUUUAAAGCAAUCCAUUCUCUUCCCAUCAAUUUCCCUGGUACCACAUUUUGGAGAGGCCAAAGAGCCAGGGCAAGAAUUGUUGACAGGAUGAUUCCUAUUAUGAACAAAAGAAGGGAGGAGCUGUCAAAGGGAGUUCUAAGCUCUACCAAUGACAUGCUUUCCUGCUUGCUUGCACUAAGGGAUGAAAAUCAUCAACCUGUAGAUGAUGAUUUAAUCACUGACAAUUUUAUUUUUUUAUUUGUUGCUAGUCAUGACACAUCUGCCACUCUUAUGAGUUUGAUGAUAUGGAAGUUAUCUAGAGAUCCAGAGGUUUACAGUAAAGUCUUAGAAGAACAAAUGGAAAUUAUAAAGCAAAGGGAAGGAACAGAAGAGAGGCUAACAUGGGCAGAGAUACAAAAGAUGAAAUAUACAUGGAGAGUGGCUCAGGAAUUGAUGAGGAUGAUCCCUCCCUUGUUUGGCAGCUUUAGGAAAGCACUUAAAGAUACUAACUACCAAGGAUAUGACAUACCAAGAGGGUGGCAGGUGUAUUGGGCAGCAUAUGGAACCCAUAUGAACGAUGCUAUAUUUGAGAAUCCACAACAGUUUGAUCCAUCUCGUUUUGAGAAUCCAACAAAGCCAAUUCCACCUUAUUCUUACCUUCCAUUUGGUGCAGGGAUUCAUUAUUGCAUAGGAAACGAGUUUGCUAGGAUUGAGACCUUGACUACUAUUCACAACUUUGUGAAACUGUAUGAAUGGUCUCAAGUAAACCCAGAGGAACCAAUUACCCGUCAACCAAUGCCUUAUCCAUCCAUGGGUCUCCCAAUUAAGAUCAAACCCAGGUCUAGUUUGUCUUAA